Parasteatoda tepidariorum (common house spider) is the source of this 3422-nucleotide messenger RNA. RefSeq lists its product as uncharacterized. NCBI's taxonomy places the organism in Eukaryota, Metazoa, Arthropoda, Arachnida, Araneae, Theridiidae. The record is from RefSeq and is a predicted model, not a curated record.
UGCAACUAGCCGGCGGUCACGUGUUGAUCUCUCUCCUCCAUCACCAUCCGGGUCACUCCGAACGUUCCUUUUUGGAACACCCGUGUGUGAAGUUCUGGACUUCCAUCUAAUAUCUAAACAUCUCCUAAGAGAAGAAGACGUUUUAGUUUCGUCUCCUCAAAUUGGCGGUCUUUUGAAGCGAUGUGAUUGGGGGAGAGUGGACGUGAAGUAGACGUCUUUUUUGGACAUUGUGGAUUUAUACGUUCUCUUACUGACUGAAUAGACUGUUGCAAUAGCAAAGGGAUUACUAUUUAUAAAAGAAAAUUACAUUUUUUGGCGUUACGCUCAGUCCCUGAACUCCGACAAAAGAUGCGCUCCUUCUCAGCAUCAUUGACUUCACUACUGAUAUUGUUAUACUGCGGUGACGUGUUAUCUGGAGUAGGCAUUCAGCCCAUUCAGUCACAGAAUAUCCCACCCUCAAAACCGCAACCAAAACGAGAUUCGCUACAACUUCAUCUGCCAGUAAUUCCUCAACAGCAAUCAAAUUAUCUGAUUUUGCCUAAAUCAAGCUUCAUUUUGCCGAAAAACAAUGGACAUCUGUUUGGAGCACCAUCAAACAGAAACACUAAUCGAAGGCCUGCAAAUGGUCCACCUGAGAAACUUCGACCAGAACUUCAGAGAAACAAACAAAGAAAUCCACCACAAAACAGAAAACCGAAUUUGCAGUUUAACAAUGGCCCUCAUCAACCAGCUGCAAGUCAGCAGCAUAAGCACGUACUAUCCAAUCUUCAAUAUCCACCAAGGAAUAACUUCAAACUCCAAAUACAAGAAGCUACAAUUCCUCAAAACAUAAAACCAGAUCAAAAUGGUCAAAACAGGCCUCCAAUUUUACCAAACUUUCAAGUUCAUCCACCAUUAGUAAACCACAAUCCAAAUGAAUUCCUCCACAAUGGUCUGCCUCCACGUAAAUUGAAACAAAAAAAUCAUCAAAAGAAUAUUCCGGUCCUUCUACCAACACACGACAUUGAAUCGGGGCAUAUUGGCGAACCUUCUCAGGAAAUAAAGCAUCAAGUGCCCAUAUUGCCUCAAACAGGUCCUGUUGAUAUUGAUCUUGCACACUUACUCUCAGCCCCACAGCAUGAAAAUGAAGUAGUAAAGCAUUCGUUUUCACAUUCAGUUGAAGUACAUCCAGUAUCCGGAGUUGAAAGCUCGCCACAAGAUUUGCACGAAGACAUUCAUAAACUGCAACAUGCUGAGAAAUUAAACGGUGGUCCUUUCGAUGAGUUGCAAGCACACAUUGCGAAAACCCAUGGUGAUCCACUGCAACAAAAUAUUCCAGGUCAUGGAUUUCCAUUCCCCGAUUUUGCAGAACCGGAACCAGGACCACAGCUAAAACACUCCAACUUUCCUCUGAGUCCGAAUUUAAAUCUAAACAACAGAAUAAUAACUCCAGAGGAAUCGAAACAAAGUCAGGUAAGUGUCAGAGCUAAGGCAUCUGAUGUAUACGAUCAGGCAAAAGAAGAAAGCGCGCCGAUUGCGCUGUAUGGUCAGGUUCUUCCACCCAAUGAUGCAACAUACAGUUCCGAGAUAAACAACUUCCCUGGCUUACAUGACCACGAGAGUGCUGCUGAUGAAGACAGAUGGCCAAUCAUUUCACCCGAAAUGCCAAAAAUCGUGCAUCUUGAUGUGAAAUGUGAAAAGAAUUUAAUGAGGGUAUCCAUUGAUUUCGACAAGCCUUUCCACGGCAUUAUAUAUAGCAAAGGACAUUUCAGUUACGGAAGGUGUGUACAUUUACCAGCUGGAUCAGGCCAUAACAGUGUCCAGUUUGACAUUUCCAUCAACAGCUGUGGAAUGCAAGGAAACUCUCCAUCGGGACACUAUGGUCCCACCGAAACUGGAUCUUACUUCGAAAACACAGUCGUGGUGCAAUACGAUCCACUUGUGCAAGAAGUUUGGGAUCAAGCACGAAAGCUGAGAUGCAACUGGCAUGACCAGUAUGAAAAAACAGUCACAUUCCGACCUUUCAAUGUUGACAUGCUUCAAGUAGUGAGAGCAGACUUUGCUGGUGACAAUGUGGGUUGCUGGAUGCAAAUCCAAGUGGGUAAAGGUCCUUGGGCAAAUGAAGUUGCUGGAAUCGUCCGCAUAGGUCAAACCAUGACACUGGUUCUCGCAAUUAAAGACGACGAAAGUAAAUUCGACAUGAUGGUACGUAAUUGCAUCGCCCACGAUGGCAACAGAGCACCAAUAGAAUUGGUUGACUCUUCCGGUUGUAUUACCAGACCAAAAUUAAUGAGCCGAUUCACCAAAGUGAAGAAUUUCGGAUCAUCAGCAUCUGUGUUAUCUUUUGCUCACUUCCAAGCUUUUAAAUUCCCUGAUUCGACAGAAGUCCACAUACAGUGCACAGUACAAAUUUGCAGACACCAAUGUGAAGAACAAUGCAGCAUACACAGGAGAAGAAAAAGGCAGGCAAUUGUCGGCAAGGGCGAAGUCAGGGAGAUAGGGCUGAACAGCAUACUUCAAGUUGUAGCAGUUGAAGACCUCACGUUUUCUCCCUACCAAAAUAAAACCGACGACGAUACAAACAGAAUCACAACUGAAAAGAGCAAAGUAUGUAUGUCUUCCUCAGGAUUCGCAGCGUCCCUAAUAUUGCUCCUUUCCAUAGUGGUCAUAUCCAGCUUGAUUGCAGCAUUUCUCUUCCUCAAGCAAAGAAACACUCCAAAAAUGCCACCGCUUCCUUAUGACAUGGCAGUUUUCAAAAAGCAUGUUGAAAAACAAAUUAAGAAACAGCAGCAGCAACAACAGCAAAAGAAAUUGUAACUUAUAUUGAAGUCAUGAUUAUGGUGCACAGAAAAUCAAAAUUGGCAUCCAAAACUAAAAUAUUAUCAAAAUAAAAAAAAUUACUACCCACUAAGAUCAAUUUUGCAAAAAUAAUGCACUCAAUUAUGGUACAACAUUAAUGAAGUAAAUGUUAAGAUAUUCUUAGCAUAUACAGUUAUAAUGUGAUCAAUUUAUUUAUUGUACCUAAAAUAAGAAGAAGAAAAAUUAGUAGAAAUGAUAGCUCAAAUAAUAGCCUUAACAUUCUCGUGUAUCCAGAACUUAUAAUGUAAUAUUUAAGACCUUAUAGUGCUGUGAAAACAUCUUGAAAGCUUAUAGAAUACAAUUCUCAACUAGAUUAAAUAAUGUUUUACUUCCUCUAUUUUAAUUUUUUUUAAAUAUUUUAUGUGACUUUGUAAUUGGAUGCUACUUUGAAAAAAUAUAUCAGAUAUUUGUAAAUUAUUUUGUAUAUAUAAGAAGCUUUCUUUAACUUUCUGUGCAAGUUGAGAUAGAAGUACAAAUCAAUAAGAUUUGUACAUAUCAAGUAUUAGAUAUUUUAUAGUAUUAGAUUAGGUUUAUACUAACAAUUGACACAAAACAUGUUAAAAGCACAAAGUAUUAGAUGUUCU